CGUUCGUGUACCGGAUCAGCACGGGGGGUGAGUGGGCGGAGCUUCAGCGCACCGGCGGCACCCUCGGCGGCGACCUCGACCGCUCCACCGGCUGCUUCCACCUCAGCGACCUCGCCCAGGACGAAGUCUGGGGUUCAAAACAAGUUACAAAGCAACAUAAAUAAAGCGAGGAAACAGAAAGGGGAGAAUGGUCAUUUUAGGAACGCUACAAGGUAGGGCCGAACACUCUGCAGAAGAAACCAAGAAAUCCUUCAGAGAAUGGUUCUCAAUUCUGUUGCUCCAUAGCUUGGCCAUGCUCGCUUUCUGUUGCCGGGAGACAGCCUGAGGGAUGAAAAUAUGAUCACAAAUCUGUUUGUUGCGGACCUCCCAGAGUUGCACCGUGCGGGCCGUGAAGAUCAUGUGCCAAUGAGGGUCAUCAGGCCUGGCAGUCUGCAUGAAAGAAAGAACGGAGACCAAGGAUUCAGCCAGUGGUAGGAGACCCAAAUCUGUGCAAAGAUCAUGCGUCAGCUUGCAUCACAGGAUGAUAUGGUUAAUUGACUCAACAUCGGGACAACAGUCACAGAAACAGUACUGAAUAUUCCUCCAACUCCUGUCAUAUUUUCAUGUGUAUUCAAUCUUGCUCUGAAAGCAAGCCAAAGAAACACAGGAUAUUUCUUUGGGAUCACAGAGCACCAAAUGUAUUUAGCAGGAGACCAAAAGACAGCACGCGUUGUGAGUAGCCUGUAGAAGAAAGCAGUACAGGGCGGUUUGCAAUUUAACCAUCCCAAUCUCAGAUCACUCUCAGAAUUGUGGUCCACCACUUGAAUGUCACAGAUAAUUUGGUGCAGUCUAUCUAGUUCAGCAGCAGCAGGUGUGGACAGGUCAGGGUGCAACUUAAUGUCCUGAUACCCACUAAAUUGCGAGGUGACCAAACAAAGCGAUCGAUGGCAAAAGAAAAAUGGGAUGGAAACAAGAAAGCAAACCACCCAGAUGAAAUCCACUGAUCAGUCCAAAAGGAGAUGUGCAGACCGUCUCCCAAUGAGCAUGACCUAGCAUCCUGGACUAACUGGAUAAAAGGGCCAUCAACCAUUCACUUUCUUGAACUGUCACAUGUUCUGGUGAAGAUGACACUAAAGAAUUAUUUCCGUGGGCAAAAUGAUCUAUACCUGCUACAAAUUGACACUGCCAAGAUUGCAGAUGGCUUAAUUUAUGAGGCAGCUGAUGGCUGUAACUACUUUCCUCAUUUCUAUGGGCCUGAUCGGAGCUUUGCACCCCUUCAACUAAGUGCUGUUGUCAAGGCAGACAAAAUAGAGCUGGCGAACAAUGAUUUUACUUGCAGUCUACUUGAUGGAGCGGCCAUCUAAUUCUAAUGUGUAACUGAAGGUCUCACUCUUGGCCCUUGUUUACAUAAUUUUCUUGUAAGCUCCCUGUCAAAUUUAUCAAAGACAGUCCACAUGCUUAUGAUAGUACACAAAUUUAAUGUCAA
Messenger RNA from Triticum dicoccoides, 1465 nucleotides. RefSeq lists its product as uncharacterized. The record is from RefSeq and is a predicted model, not a curated record. NCBI's taxonomy places the organism in Eukaryota, Viridiplantae, Streptophyta, Magnoliopsida, Poales, Poaceae. Bases 999 to 1343 code for a protein of 114 amino acids. The transcript is spliced from 4 exons.